Messenger RNA from Chionomys nivalis (European snow vole), 1191 nucleotides. Its product is annotated as gastric triacylglycerol lipase. NCBI's taxonomy places the organism in Eukaryota, Metazoa, Chordata, Mammalia, Rodentia, Cricetidae. Gene Ontology annotation, cellular component: intracellular membrane-bounded organelle. The record is from RefSeq and is a predicted model, not a curated record. The transcript is spliced from 9 exons. Bases 1 to 1191 code for a protein of 396 amino acids. Gene Ontology annotation, biological process: lipid metabolic process. Gene Ontology annotation, molecular function: hydrolase activity, acting on ester bonds.
AUGUGGCUACUGUUGACAGUAACAGGUGUGAUAUUUACAUUUGGAGGUGCACAUGGCUUAUUUGGAAAACUGGCUCCUGAAAGCCCGGAAGCAGACAUGAAUAUUAGUCAGAUGAUAAAUUACUGGGGAUAUCCUAGUGAAGAAUAUGAAGUUGUUACUGAAGACGGCUACAUUCUGGGGGUCUUCAGAAUUCCUUAUGGGAAGAAAAAUUCAGAGAAUUUAGGCAAGAGACCUGUUGUGUUUUUGCAGCAUGGUUUGCUCGCAUCUGCCACAAACUGGAUCGCAAAUCUACCAAACAACAGCCUGGCCUUCAUUUUGGCAGACGCUGGCUAUGAUGUGUGGCUGGGGAACAGCCGAGGGAAUACAUGGUCCAGGAAAAAUUUGUACUAUUCACCAGACUCAGUUGAAUUCUGGGCUUUCAGUUUUGAUGAAAUGGCUAAAUAUGACCUUCCAGCCACAAUAGAUUUCAUUGUAGAGAAGACUGGACAAGAAAAGUUGCACUACGUUGGUCAUUCUCAGGGCACCACUAUUGGUUUUAUUGCCUUUUCUACCAUUCCUACACUGGCUAAAAGAAUCAAGACGUUUUAUGCAUUAGCUCCAGUUGCUACUGUGACAUAUGCGGAAAGCCCUUUGAAAAAACUUUCACUUAUUCCUUCAUCUCUUUUUAAGAUUAUAUUCGGUAACAAAAUAUUCAUGCCACACAACUACUUUGAUCAAUUUCUUGGUACUGAAGUGUGCACGAGGAAGCUGCUGGGCCGUCUCUGCAGCAACGCUUUGUUCAUCAUGUGUGGCUUCGACAGGCAGAACUUGAAUGUGAGUCGCUUCGAUGUGUAUCUAGGCCAUAAUCCAGCAGGAACGUCCGUUCAAGACAUCCUCCACUGGUCCCAGGUUGCUAAAUCUGGGAGACUUCAAGCCUUUAACUGGGGUAGCCCAUUCCAGAACCUGUUACAUUACAACCAGAUAACGCCUCCUGAUUAUGAUGUGUCAGCCAUGACUGUACCAAUUGCAGUGUGGAAUGGUGGCCAUGACAUCCUUGCUGAUCCCAAAGAUGUUGACAUGCUUCUUCCCAAACUUCAAAACCUCCUUUACCAUAAGGAGGUUCUUCCUUACAAUCACCUGGACUUUAUCUGGGGAAUGAAUGCUCCCCAAGAGGUUUACGAUGAGAUCCUUUCCUUGAUGGCAAAAGAUUAA